GCCCCGGCCCGGCGGCCGCUGCGCCGUGACAGGUGGUGGCGGCCAGAGGCGGCCCCGGCCCCGGGGGCAGCGCCCGGCAGAACCGUUCGUCACCCGUUCGGCAGCCGCCCUCCUCGCCCAGCGGCGCACCUGCCCUGCCCGCCCCUACCUUGUUGAGGUGGGGGUCGCGGAGCACGUCGUAGCCCCUCUUCAUGGUGAGCUGCAGGGGCCGGGCGGCGUCCUGCCUCUUCUCGUCUCCCUUCCCUGCUUGCAUGGUGCGGCGCGGCGGGGCUGACUGCCGUCAGGUCGCUGCGGGAGCAGAGGCAAAGUGGCGGCGGCUCCUCCUGCUGAGAUCUUCUCAGUUGUACUGAGGAUAUAUGAAAAGCUCCACUUGAAAUAGUCCUUGGAAAAGAAAGACUAGAAGGAAGAUUGGUGGUGUGAUAUAACCCUAGACAGAAACUAAGCACUAUGCAGCUGCCCACUCGCUUCCUGAGAGGGGGAGAACUCAAAAAAGUUUCAGUUUGUAUGUGAUUUCACAUUUCCCGGGUGCUGGAUCAGAGAUUCUCCUGCGGCCUGUGGUGCAGAUCAUGGUGAGGUAGCUGACUCUCAGUGGAGGUCCACGGUGGAGCAAAUAUCAACAUUGGAAGCAGGUAUCCCAUGGAGCAUCUCACCCUGGAGCAGAGGGAUGCCUGAAGGAGGCUGUGACCCCGUGGGAAGCCUGUGCUGGAGCAGGCUCCUGGCAGGACCUGUGGCCUCAUGGAGAAAGGAACCCACCCUGAAAGAGGUUUGCUAGCCCCAUAAGGGGACCCAGUCUGGGACAGUGUGUCCCUUAAAGGCUGAACCUUGUGAAAGGGACCCACACUGAAGCACUUUAUGAAGAACUGCAGCCUGUGGGGAGGAUCCCUGUUGGAGAUGUUCAUGAGGGACUGUCUCCUGUGGGAGGCACCCCAUGCUGGAGCAGGGAAAGGGUGUGAGGAGUCCUCCCCUGAGGAGGAAGGACUGGCAGAAAAAUGUGACGAACUGUCUGAAACUCUCAUUCCCUGUCCCCGUGUUCUGCUGGAGAAAAAAAUAAAAUAAAAUGGAGCACAUGUUACUGCUACUCAUAAUUUUCAUACCUAUAUUGAGUCUCAGUAAUGGAACAGAAACUGAACAAGAUUUUACUUGGCACUUAAAGAAGAUUCCCCAGAUUGUGAGAGAAAGAACUUUCUCCCUUGACAGCCCUAAAUUUGAAGCAAAAACCCAAUUAGAGCUGAACAGUGUAUGUGGAAUUGAAUGUCAAAGAAAACUGCCAGUGCCAAGUUUGUCUGACUUGAAGAGCCUCUUAUCCUAUGAGACUGUUUUUGAAAAUGGCACACGGACCCUGACUGAAGUGAAUGUCCUCGGAGCAGUGCCUGACCCAGCUGCAAACACAACCACACAGAGGCCUUUGAGGAAGAAGAGGCAGAUAUAUGGGACAGACAGCAGGUUCAGCAUCUAUGACAAGAGGUUUAUGACCAACUUUCCAUUCAACACAGCUGUGAAGAUCUCCACGGGCUGCAGCGGCAUUCUCGUUUCCCCCAAGCACGUGCUCACAGCAGCCCACUGCCUGCACAAUGGCAAGGAUUAUGUCAAGGGCAGCAAAAGAUUGAGGGUGGGCCUGAUGAAGACGAAAUCCAGAGGCAACGGCAGGAAACGCAAAGGUGCUAAAAGAAGUAGGAGAGAAAUUUCUGCGGCCAAAGAGGAUCCCAAAGCCGCCACAGAAUUAAGGCGACCAUCCAAAGGCGAUGGGAGAAAGCAGAGGGGAUCUGGGAGGAAGCAAGGGACCUCAGAUGGCAUGCCCUCCUUCCAGUGGACCCGGGUGAAGAGCACACACAUCCCAAAAGGCUGGUUUAAGGGUGUCUCUGGGGAUAUUGCCCUGGAUUAUGAUUAUGCUGUUCUUGAGCUCAAGCGUCCCCACAAAAGGAAGUACAUGGAGCUGGGAAUCAGCCCAACAAUCAAAAUGAUGCCUGGGAGCAUGAUCCACUUCUCAGGUUUUGACAAUGAUCGAUCUGGGCAGCUGGUCUAUAGAUUUUGUAGCAUUUCUGAUGAGUCCAAUGACCUGUUUUAUCAGUACUGUGAUGCUGAGCCUGGCUCCACAGGAUCUGGCAUCUAUCUCCGUCUGAAGGAGCCAAACAAAAAGAAGUGGAAACGCAAGAUCAUUGCUGUUUACUCAGGCCAUCAGUGGGUGGACAUCAAUGGCGAACAGCAGGAUUACAAUGUAGCAGUACGAAUUACUCCUCUCAAAUAUGCCCAGAUUUGCUUCUGGAUACAUGGGAAUGAUGAGAAUUGCACACGAGGCUGAAGAGAGCUGAGCCUCAGUUCUGCUUAGCACCCUCACUGCCAUAGAGUGAAAGGCGGCCGCAACAGUGACUGGAAGAACAUCACUCCACGCCAGAACGUUCUUGAACUCAAAGCUCGCAAGUAGUGCUAUGGUGACUUAAGGAAUGCUGAAUUUCUAGGGAAGGGGUAGAAUUGUCAGACAAAAUAUUUCUAAUUGUAAUCAACCUAGAUACACACUUAAAAUCCUAAACUAUAUUUAUGUUUGCAAUUGUGAUAUAUUCAAGUCAUUCGUGAGGAAAAAAAUGGCAGCACUUGUUUGUCAUUUUUUUCCCCAGAGGAAGUGUUGAAAUAUCUCAAACUGGUGUUAUUAAAAAUAUCUAUUUUUUUCCAAUGAAUUUACUUUUCUCAGGGUUCUGUUCCAAUUCUUCAAAUGCAAGUUGUGCAUAUAGCAUGUCCCUGUAUGUGCAGAAUGAAGUGCAUGAGAACAAGACAUUAUUCUGGCAUUCUCUAAAGACCACAGGUCCAUGCUGAGAAGCAGCACUAUAGUUGAUGAUGGUUAGUUUGGAAAACUUCCUCUUCUGGUUGCUGCAGGAACACUCCCAUGGAAAUUCCAAAUUUAUGUAGCUGAGGGUUACACCUUAAAGAAAAAUUCACUCCAUUGCUCAGUAAAAACAGCGAAAGAGAAACUAACAAAAAAAUUUCCAUGUUUGGAAGAAGAAGACACAUUUAGACAUAUUUAAUGCCUUUAAAUGUUCUUAGAGAAGCUAUAGAAAUCUUAAACACAUGCAUUUGCCUUCCAAUUAAUAUUUGGAGAGCUGUAGGUUUAGUUUCUAGUCAAAUGUUUAGCUUUACCACUGGGAGAAGUCACUGACUCCUGAAGUGGCUACUUGACAAUCAUUUGGAGCUUCACAGGUGAUAUAUUUUCUGGGUGCUAAACAUUUCUUCAGUUUUUAUAAAUUACUUUUAUAGAAGUUCAGCUUCAUAGAUAGGAUAGUAUGUAUUAGACUGGGAGUUGGAAAUCGAUAUUUUAGUUUGGCUUUAUACAGUUUUGCAAAGUGUGUGGUUUUAAUCAUGUUAUAUUCAGACGCCACCUCAACAUGAUUCACAGGGUUAACUAAAAAUUUCUCCCAACUAAAUUAUAGCACCUUCUGAAUGGUAGAACUAUCCUGUGCUUUAUAAAAGGUAUCUUGUUAGAUAGCAGCAGUAGUUAGCAAAUAAUUUGGUUCAAUAUGUUUGCAGAACCAUGUAUUUAAUGAAGACACGAACUGAGCUUGACUUUUAUACACCUUUAAACACAAACCACCUUCUUAAAAACUGUUGUUGAUUGUUAUAUAAGUCUAUAUCUUUUAUUUUAUGUCAAGAUUUUGAAGUACACAGAAUUCUUAUGGUGCUACAUUAAUCUAAUAAUAUAAAAAGAUACUGUGCCUUUCUGAUCAUAUCCUUUGGGCUUCAAUACUUUCAGAGUACUCACUACUGUAUUAUUUAAUUUUUUUACCAUAAAUUUAUGCUGACCAAAAUACAUUUUCUUCCUGUGCAGGAGAAAAAAAAAUACAAGAUUUUAAAAAUUUUUUUUUUUAAUCUUUAAAAGAUGCUUUUGAUGAAAUAACAUGAUUUUAAAUGACCCUAUUUUUUUGGUAUAUGGUUGAAAGUAUAUAACCUGACACACUGAAUGUGCAGGCAACUUUGUCCUAUUAUUGCCAAAGCAUAAAAAUUUAAGACUUGCUUCCAUAUCAUAACCCUAACAAUAUUCCAUUCAUUGGAAGACAUCUCACUUUAAAGGAAACUAUUCCUUUCAAUGCCAAUCUUUCCAGGGAACACUCAGCUUUUCUUCCUUUAUUAUGUUUUAAUUUUAUUUUGUGUGAUUGUUUGCAGAAAACUAAUAAUAAUUUUUAAAGUUUAGAAAUAAAUCUCUAAGAUUUUAGGAUUAAUUAUUUUUUAUUGUUGUUAACAUCUCUAUUAACAUAUGUGGCUUUGCUGACAGUAAUUUUAAAUCACCUCAGUCCAGUAUUUAAUAUUCUUGCCCUACGCAACAGAUUUAUAGUAUCCUUUAGUCAGGCCUGCAAUGUUUUUGUUAAGUGCCUUUUUCCAUAGUUACUGUGACAAAUAAGGUACCACAUCAUUAAUCUAAUACAAGACAACCCAAGUUCAUGGAUUUUUUUACAAUUAUUGUCAUUGUUGAUUUGGGUCCAAAACUGAUCAAGAUAAGGGGGCUUAGUAAAUUCCUUGUUUUAUUGAGUCUUAUUUAGGUGUGCUCCUCCUCAGAAGAAAUAAAAUCUAUAUCUUUAUCACUUUGGGAAUUGGGAGCAAGGCAAGAAUGAAAAAUGUUUGAUGUCAGCUUCCAAAUGGUCUUGUUAUAAUAAUCAUCUGUUGUAAAUAUCUCAACUGCAACCUGAGGUUUCCACAGCAGGUUGAUAAAAACUCUUUCUUUUCAGAGAAUAAGUACUAGAUGCUCAUUCUGUAGUACUAAAAGAUUAAAGAGGUUGGCCAGAACAACAUAAAAAUUCAUUUCAAACAAACAACCAAACAAACAAACCUCUGUGUCUCAGCGCCCAUGCACAAACACAUGUAAAUACACAGGCUUGGAGACCAUGAUUGUUUUGACUGAGUUUUGGCACCUUCAGGCCAGGGAAUACAUGUAGAAGAAGACACAGACAAAAUGCUUUUCCUGUUGUCUCAGCAUGGUGGGUAACAUUUUGGUCUUCCACUUGGUCAAUAGAGAAAUCCAUGCUUUAUGUAGGCAUUGUGACUACCUACUACAGGGACUUCAGUUCAUGAAUCAAGUACUUACACACAAUCCCAGGAAUUCAAUGUCCUGCAUAGACAUUUUGGUACCCACCACUGCAAAUGGGACAAAAAUUGUUGAGCCAUCUCAGAUUUUCUUAAAAACAUGCAGUUACUAUCCAGUUACCAAUGAGAAAAUAUGAGGAGGAAAAUAUGAUCCCAGUAGAUAACAUCUUGCUGUUGUCUAGGACACCAGCAGCAAGGCUGCGUUUCCAGCCCUUCUGAUGUUUUCCUAAAGGAUUUUUCCUCUCUCAGUUACCAGGCUGUACAUAAUUUGUUUUUCAUCACUACCAAUUCUUUUCCAUAAGUGUUUGUAUAGUAUAUGUUUUUAUUUGACUGUAUUCCUGGCUUUAGGAAAAAACAAUUUCAGUCAAAUCUCUUUUCUCCUAGAGGGCUACUGGAAUUUAUAAAGUCAACAAGUUUUUUUCAGGGCCAAAGGUAAACCUCAUAUGCAAGCCAUUAACACACCCAGACCAGCUUCUACAACGUAUUUGUGCAUGUGUUUAAUCUGAGGCUCUGAGACACACAGUGGAAGUCAAGGGGUGAAAAAUUAAGUCAAAGUUAUCUGCAGUGUGAAAAAUUAAGUCAAAGUUCGUAUUAACAAAAAAAAAGCACAACAUUAUGUAGGGAAAUUAUUUCUGUUAUAUGAGGUAUAGAGUACCCAAUAAUUGCUUAAAGAAACUCCUUGACUUCUUAAGAUUUGCCAUCUUAAUUUUGCAGAUUUAUGUGUCUAUAUGGAGUAUGAAUCAGCAUGAAUAUGGCUUAAAUAAAAAAAGACCUCAUCCACAUGUGGAGGAGAGAAGCAGCUGGGGAGUUCUUUCUAUUCUGCUGAUAAGGGAUGACCUGGCAGCAAAUAGCAAAUAAAAGAGAAAGAAAGAAGGAGUAGAUGGUAUGAAAGGGCAGGAAGAUGGAGAUGGUAUGCAAGGGAUAAAGAAAGUGUGCAAAGUAACAGAUGAAAUGGCUGCAAGGUAGCAGAGGCAUCUAUUGUGAGAAAGAGUAGGCAGAUGGUAGACACUUCAUAAUAUUAAUUAAGAUGUGAAAUUCACAAGUUUCAUGACAAUUUUUCACUGUUAAAGAUGAGGCUUUUCUUUCCAGCCAACAGCAACAAGGAAAGGGCUGUGAGAGGACUCAGGCUGUGGCAGGGCCUGCUAGCAGGCAGGGGUUUAAUCCUGACCUACAAUCCAUGCCUGAAUUUGCAGGGAUUAUGCUUCUGUUAAUUCAGGGUCCUUGGAAAGCAGCAAUCUGUGUUCUGACCAAAAGGCUUAGCAGUAUGAACCUCCCAGUACACUGGAUCACCAAGAAUGUAGUGAGCAAAGGGAGUUUCCCAAACCUGGCCAUUUUUUUUUUUAGGAUUCCUGUAAAGGCUGUUUUCCAUUGGGAAAAAAAAAUAAGCAAAAAAUCUCAGACUUAAGACAUUUAAAUGUUGGCUCCAUUUUUUUGCAUGCAUCUAGAAAUUCUAGGCAAUAGAUUUUUUUCAAGUGUCUUCUGUUUGUGUUUGGCAUCCAUAGAAAUUUAAUCAACUGCUUCCAAUUUUAAAGCACAGAUUAUUGCAGAUAGUUCCAUCUAUAAAUUCCUGGAUUAAAGAAUGACUGGGGCAAAAAAAGAAUGUUAUUAAAUUGAAAGCUUAAAAUUUCACUCUAAUCCCAAAGGAUUUGGAAGUAUAUUUUGGUCCCCUUUGCACCAGUCUUUUGCUCCAAGUGUCAGAGCAUUUAGAUUAAAAACAUCCAGAAGUAGCUUUGAGGACUCUUUCAGGUUCUUUGCUUUUUUAAGACUGACAGAAAACUUUAGAAUAUUUUUAACUGUGCAAAAUGACAAGCCGUUUGAGAAAAUAAAUGCAAACCUUUGCUCUGUUAAGAUAUUGUAUGAUGCACUUAUUCUGUCAAUAAAUAUUUUCUGUUGUUUUUCUUUUCCUCUGUCAUGAUGUAGUUUGUUAGCCAUGGUUGUGUUACACAAACUUCAUUCUCUAAGUGCCUGUAAUGAUUUUUCAGUGAAUCAUCUGGGACUUGGUCUUACAAGAUAUUAAUGUCUCUUUAAACUUGUUCUGGGGAAAAAACACCUCCCUGUCUUCAAGAUAAUUACUCCAUGAGCAAAUUUGAUGAGUAAAAAAAUUUAGUUCAGCAAGGAAAUGACUCAUAGUCUAUGCCGCAAGUUAUUAAUUCUAAAAUAAGUAAUUAGUUCUGUUUCUGCUAUUUGCUAUAGUUGCACUUUCUGCCUUGGAGAGCUGUUGAACAAGGCCAAAUUAGAAGUAUGUAAAAUAUGAUCAUCUUGGUUCUUAGAAUUAUCUUAACUCUGUGCCCUUGA
This is a messenger RNA of Camarhynchus parvulus, 7359 nucleotides long. It is a transcript of the gene PRSS35, whose product is annotated as serine protease 35. Bases 1058 to 2299 code for a protein of 413 amino acids. Lineage: Eukaryota; Metazoa; Chordata; Aves; Passeriformes; Thraupidae. The record is from RefSeq and is a predicted model, not a curated record. Gene Ontology annotation, molecular function: serine-type endopeptidase activity. The transcript is spliced from 4 exons. Gene Ontology annotation, biological process: proteolysis.